AGGUCUUAUUCACAGCUAAUUCGAGCCUAUUUUUUGAAAGAAUUAUUUUAAGUUUUGCAAAUUCAGGAAGAGUGUUGUUCCGUUGUAACCGAUUCUAAAGAUGUCAGGUCGUGAACUAACAGGAGAGAAACUAUCAGAUUCUGAGUGCAUAGAAGAAGAGCCACGGCGUUCUAGAAUUGGGAAUUUGAAGAAGAAGGCUAUUACUUGUUCAAGUAAACUUACACAUCCUUUGAAGAGAAAAGGCAAACGUAAAAUCGAGCUUCCUUUGAUUGAAGAUGUUAGGGAUGAGAAAGAUGAGAAGAUUGUUUCCAAAUUGCGUCAAGAACUUCUUAAGAAAGAUUUGUUGCCUCCAAUGCAUGAUGAUUAUCAUAUGUUGUUGAGGUUUCUGAAAACAAUGGAAUUUAAAAUCGAGAAAACUGUCACUGCAUGGGAAGAAAUGCUCAAAUGGAGGAAAGAAUUUGGAACCGAUCGCAUUAUACAGGAUUUCAAUUUCAAAGAGUUGGACCAAGUCACACGGCACUAUCCUCAAGGGUAUCAUGGAGUUGAUAAAGAUGGGAGACCUAUUUAUAUCGAGAGACUUGGAAGAGCUCAUCCUGGUAAGCUUAUGGAGGUAACUACCAUAGAGCGAUAUUUGAAGUACCAUGUACAAGAAUUUGAGAGGACACUUCAAGAGAAGCUCCCUGCGUGUUCAGUUGCAGCUAAGCGACGAGUCACUACAACAACUACGAUACUAGAUGUUGAAGGCUUGGGUAUGAAGAACUUUACUCCUACAGCUGCUAAUCUCCUGGCCACCAUUGCUAAAGUGGAUUGCAAUUAUUACCCUGAGACUUUGCACCGAAUGUUCAUUGUCAAUGCAGGGAUCGGAUUCAGGAAUUUUCUUUGGCCUGCCGCACAGAAGCUUGUUGAUCCGAUGACUAUUGCAAAGAUACAACUCGUACAUCACAUGGAAGUUAAUCUCGUACCGCAAAUCACAACAGCUCCUCUUCAUAUAAGAGAUUAUGAUUCUUCCACUCACAUGAUCCCGCGAAAAGAAAGGUGUAACAAAACUUUUAAAGAAGAGCCAGAAUCUGAAGAAUAUUACUCUUCCACUGGGUCAAGAUCUUCAAUGUACACUUGUAUAGUUCCUCCACUUUCCGAUAAGGCUAGUACAUCAGACGGUGAUAAAAUCAUUACUACCGUGGAAUCUAUAGAACCGGCUCAAUCCCAUUUACUUAACGCGGACACCGAAAACUCUUUUGCAAAUACAUCCAUAAGAGAAGGUGGUCAUAUUUUACGGUUUGGUGCUCUUAGAGAGAAAAUCAACGGCGAGAACAUCUUUCACUUGGUGAAAAUACUAUUAGUUUUUCCGCUGAAGCUAUUUUCUCUCUUUGGUUUCCUAUUGCCUGGAUACUGGCAAAGACGAAACCAUGUCGUUGUCCCAGAAUCGUCGUUAAACAACCAGGUUCUUGAGUGUUUAGAACGUCUUAAGAAGAUGGAGAAAGAAUUCACAGAAAUUUGUAGAAAACCAGUAAAAAUCCCAGAAGCAAAUGAGAAGCUAUUAACGGAAUCUCUCGAGAGGAUCAAGUCUCUAGAACUCGAUCUCGACAAAACCAAAUCAGUGUUACAUAUAACAUUAACAAAACAACUUCAGAUCACAGAACAGCUUGAAUCUCAUUACCAAGAACUAGUCUUCAAAGUCGUCUUCUUGAAAUCAGAUCUCUUCGUGACUUCUCCUGUAACCAAAAAAGAACCAUGGAGCUCCUCUCUAGAGCUCUUUUCUUCUUUCUUCUACUCUCAAUUCUUUCUUCUUUCUCAUCUUCAAGUUUCAUUUCAGAUGGUGUGUUCGAAUCUCAGACUUUGGGUCUUGGAAGAAACCUGCUUCAGACCAAGAAAAGCAACAUGUCCUGUGAACUUCGAGUUUAUGAACUACACGGUCAUAACCAGCAAAUGCAAAGGUCCCAAAUACCCACCAAAGGAAUGCUGCGGCGCCUUCAAGGACUUUGCGUGUCCUUACACUGACCAGCUCAACGACCUUAGCUCAGAUUGUGCAACCACUAUGUUCAGUUACAUCAAUCUCUAUGGAAAAUACCCGCCUGGACUUUUCGCUAACCAGUGCAAAGAAGGUAAAGAAGGUCUCGAGUGCCCUGCCGGAUCCCAGUUGCCUGCACAAUCAACAUCAGACGUAAACGCAGCAACUACCUCUUCGUCCCGUCUUUGGCUGACCAUUUCCGCAGCUCUAUUGGUUUUUAUUAAGUUGUUCUGAGGCUGAAAAAGCCGGAUUUCUGCAAUGAUCUUGUAACAACCUGAGGAAGAGAAUGUAUGUAUAUCCACGAUUUGUUUUACUGUUUGAACUAUCUCAUUCUUUUGUUAUUAGGGAGUUCAAAAAAAUUCUAAAUGAUAA
Messenger RNA from Arabidopsis arenosa, 2380 nucleotides. The record is from the annotation of a GenBank genome assembly. Lineage: Eukaryota; Viridiplantae; Streptophyta; Magnoliopsida; Brassicales; Brassicaceae.